CUUUGAUCUUAUCGAAUCGAGAGGUCAAGGCAAUUGCGUCAUAUCGGCGCUCGCGUUGUGUAUCCUCUUGGUGCACGUGCACGCGAUAGGAUUUUAACCUAAAAUGUAUUAUUAACUAACGAAUCUAUAAAUAGCUUAUAGUAGAUAGAAAAAAGUAUUUAACGGAUACCAAGAAUGUGUUAAACAAGACUCGCGUGAUAGACCAAUUCUGCUGUAGCGAUCUUCCACUCGUUUGAGAAAAUUUAAUUAGCAAGCGUCCUACGCAAUAUUCGCGAAUAUUCCAAGUGCCAGACGUUAUAGAGUUAUUAAUCCUAAUGUUUUGUCUAUAUUUAGAUGCUUGUAGCCUGUGAAAUAAAAUGACAACUGGUAUAUUUGACGAUUCGUCGAGAGAGAUGCAGUUAAUUGAUUCUGUAGACGAUCAGGAUGUCAAGGGAGAAUAUAACGAUGUUGAAAAAGUAAGGCUGAAAAAGCAAUUGGGGCUAUUGGAAGGUGUUGCCAUUAUUUUAGGAAUCAUAUUUGGCUCUGGUAUCUUUGUUUCCCCGAAAGGAGUGAUACAAGAGGUAGGAAGCGUCGGAGUUUCUUUGAUUAUCUGGGUAUUAUGCGGACUAUUGUCUAUGAUAGGAGCGUUAUGUUAUGCCGAGUUAGGCACUAGUAUACCUCGCAGCGGUGGAGAUUACGCUUACAUUCAUGAAGCCUUCGGCGCUUUGCCAUCGUUUUUGUAUCUAUGGGCAGCCAACUUAAUUUUCGUGCCCACAACCAAUGCUAUAAUGGCAUUAACCUUCGCGCAAUACGUUUUGCAACCUUUCUUCCCAAAUUGUUCUACGCCGGACAAUGGUAUACGAUUAAUUGCAGCGGUAACUAUAUGCUUGUUAACGUUUGUCAACUGUUAUGACGUAAAAGAAACAACAAAGAUGCAGAAUAUAUUCAUGUUUGCCAAAAUUGCUGCUUUAGUGAUUAUUAUCAUAGCUGGUAUAUCGUGGUUGUGCAUGGGACAUACGGAAAACUUUGAGAACGCUUUUGAAAAUACGAACACGGAUCCUGGAAAAAUUGCAGUGGCCUUUUAUUCUGGCAUAUUUUCAUAUUCUGGAUGGAACUAUCUAAACUUUAUGACCGAAGAAUUAAAAAAUCCUUAUGUAAAUUUACCACGUGCAAUUUACAUAUCACUGCCUUUAGUUACAUUGAUCUAUGUAUUAGCCAAUGUUGCCUACUUGUCGGUUUUGACGCCUACCGCGAUGAUUGCUUCGGAUGCGAUUGCAGUAACGCUUGGAGAUCAACUUCUUGGAGUUAUGGCAUGGACUAUACCUGUUAUGGUUGCAAUUUCCGCAUUUGGGGGAUUAAGUGUUCACAUUAUGACUUCUUCCAGAAUGUGUUUCGUUGGUGCCAGAAAUGGACAUUUCCCAUCUAUGCUUAGUCAUAUCAAUGUAUCGAGAUUUACUCCUACACCUGCUUUAGUAUUCUUGUGUAUAUUGUCAUUAAUAAUGUUAUGUACAAGUGAUAUAUUUGUAUUGAUAACAUAUUGUAGCAUAGUGGAGUCUUUCUUCAUUAUGUUAUCUGUAGCUGGUAUUUUAUGGCUCCGGUAUAAAAAACCUAAUAUGAUUAGACCGAUAAAGGUACCUUUAUGGAUUCCUAUAACGUUUGUAGCAUUAUGUGCAUUUCUGGUAUUAGUACCCUGUUACGAAAGACCUUACGAAGUUGGUAUGGGUGUUUUAAUAACAUCCUCCGGUAUUCCUGCCUACUUCAUGGGCGUUACAUGGCAAAAUAAACCAAUUUGGUUUCAAAAAAUUAAUGUGAAAGCCACGCAUACCAUACAAAAAUUAUUUCUGUCGGCGAGAGAGGAGGGAGAAGACAUGGAAUAAGAAGUGCUGCUAUAGAUUUAAGGAGUUGUGUUCACCUUGUUAAAUACAAAAAGAUACGUAAGGUGUAGAAGCGAUCCGCGUUUUAUGACGGGUAGUUUUUUUUUUUCAGCUCGAUCACGUUCGAUCUCGAACAUUGUCGCAAGUAAAUGAUUACGAACAAAAGUCUCAUCGUAUAGCUUACGAUUGCAAUUAAAAUUUUGCAAGAGAUGUAGCUGUACGCUUAUCUCAUAGUACUGCUGAAUAGAUCUGAUUUUUACUUUUCUUUCUUCUUAUUUUUUUAGCUUUUAUAUAUAUAUAUAUAUAUAUUUCUUUUUUUUUUCAAAUGAUGUCGCUCCUGUGUCAUUAAUAUCUAACUUGAUUUAUCUCGAUUAAUUAUGAUCUUUUAACGCAACGUAUAACGAAAAAGAACAACUACUUUUGAGACUGAACUUCUUUUUUGUAUAAAUAUACUUUCUCAAGACGAAUAUUCAAUAUAUGUUUAAAUACAAAAAAAAUUUUUAUAACGAACAUACAUAUAUUUCUGUAAUGUAUUAUUCCGUACGUAUGUAUAAAUAUUUGGUAUUAUUAAUGUUUUACAUUUUCUACCCUUUAAACGAACAUAGUAUUGCUUUUACAUAUACCGUAGUUAUUAACAAAAAAAUCUGAAUUUUACUAACAAUAUUUAUGAUUGUACUUACGUAAUUUAUAGUAAGAUAAAAUACGAUCGCUUGUAAGGAUCACAGAUUUAAUAAUUACAUCGCGAAGGUAUAAGAAUGUUUAUAAAAUAAAUAUAUCUAAUUAUUAUUGUACCUAUUAUUUAAUUUAUUACUUGUUGAGGACUAAAAAUUUGACAACAUUUUUAUACUAUUAAAGAUGUGGUUAUCUUCACUGUGAUAAGAAUAGCAAAGUAUUUUAUAAUCGUAUCAAGAUAAUUUUCAAUCCAAAGCGAUUUGUGUAAGUUGAGCUUAUGAAAUACAAUGAAUUUAAUAUUUUAUUAUAA
This is a messenger RNA of Vespula pensylvanica (western yellowjacket), 2835 nucleotides long. RefSeq names its product Y+L amino acid transporter 2 (gene gb). NCBI's taxonomy places the organism in Eukaryota, Metazoa, Arthropoda, Insecta, Hymenoptera, Vespidae. Gene Ontology annotation, molecular function: L-amino acid transmembrane transporter activity. The record is from RefSeq and is a predicted model, not a curated record. Gene Ontology annotation, biological process: amino acid transmembrane transport. Gene Ontology annotation, cellular component: membrane. The transcript has 11 exons. The coding region runs from base 357 to 1856 and encodes 499 amino acids.